Molecule: messenger RNA, 5485 nt
Organism: Salarias fasciatus (jewelled blenny)
Lineage: Eukaryota; Metazoa; Chordata; Actinopteri; Blenniiformes; Blenniidae
Gene: eprs1
Product: glutamyl-prolyl-tRNA synthetase 1
Exons: 34
Coding region: 137-5134 (1665 amino acids)
Biological process (GO): glutamyl-tRNA aminoacylation; translation; prolyl-tRNA aminoacylation
Cellular component (GO): cytoplasm; aminoacyl-tRNA synthetase multienzyme complex
Molecular function (GO): proline-tRNA ligase activity; ATP binding; glutamate-tRNA ligase activity
Source: RefSeq, a predicted model, not a curated record
UGUCACCUCCAUGCCGUGCCACCGUGUCUGACUGAGGCGUGUGUGUGUUUUGAGGCGCCCUGCUCGGUGUGUGCCGUGUCGCUGUGUCGGAGUGAAGCGCUGUCUGGGUCUCAGAGUGUGAAGAGGAUUCGGCAGCAUGUCUUUGAACCUCACUAUAAACUCCAGCAGUCCUCCGCUCGGAGCCCUGCUGACUGCAGAGCAUGUGAAGAGCAGUGUCCCGGUGUCGGUGGAGGAGGGGAAGGACACCCGGCUCCUGGUCUCAGACUCCAUCCAGUUCAACGACAGCAACUCCAUCUGCCGCUACCUGGCCCGCGUGGCGCCGGCGCUGGGCCUGUACGGCGCCAGCGUCAUGGAGCAGACCGAGGUCGACCACUGGCUGGAGUUCAGCGCCCGGCGCCUGAGUGAGCGGCCUGGGGCGAUGGCCGCGCUGGCCGCGCUGGACAAGGCGCUGUCCCUGAGGACGUUCCUGGUGGGACACGGCCUCACCCUGGCGGACCUGACCGUGUGGGCGGCGCUCAAGGGUCACGGCCUCUGGCCGGACCCGGACCGGUCCCUCCCCCACCUGGACCGCUGGUUCUCCUUCCUGAGCUCCCAGGUUCCCUUCACCGCCGUGGGAAGCAAGUACCUCAGUAAGAGAGCUCCGCCCAGCAGGUCCAGCAUGGAUGAGAAAAAGCAGGACGUGGGGAAGUUUGUGGAUUUACCUGGGGCGGAGGUGGGCAAGGUGGUAGUUCGAUUCCCGCCUGAGGCCAGUGGGUAUCUGCACAUCGGCCACGCCAAGGCCGCCCUGCUCAACCAGCACUACCAGCUCACCUUCAGGGGCAAGCUCAUCAUGCGCUUCGACGACACCAACCCCGAGAAGGAGAAGGAGGACUUCGAGAAGGUGAUCCUGGAGGACGUGUCCAUGCUCCAGAUCCACCCGGACCAGUUCACCUACACCAGCGACCAUUUCCCCACCAUCAUGAAGUUCGCCGAGCAGCUGCUGUCCGAGGGGAAGGCCUACAUCGACGACACGCCCCCCGAGCAGAUGAAGCAGGAGAGGGAGCAGCGCGUCGAGUCCCGCUGCCGGAACAACUCUGUGGAGCAGAACAUGAGGAUGUGGAUGGAGAUGAAGGCGGGGUCGGAGGCGGGUCAGAGCUGCUGCAUGAGAGCCAAGAUCGACAUGAACUCCAACAACGGCUGCAUGAGGGACCCCACCCUGUACCGCUGCAAGAACACGCCCCACCCCCGCACGGGGAGCGCGUACAGAGUCUACCCCACGUACGACUUCGCCUGCCCCAUCGUGGACAGUCUGGAGGGGGUCACCCACGCCCUCAGGACCACCGAGUACCACGACCGCGACGAGCAGUUCUACUGGAUCAUCGCCGCGCUGCGCCUGCGGAAGCCCUACAUCUGGGAGUACGCCCGGCUCAACCUCAACAACACCGUGCUGUCCAAGAGGAAGCUCACCUGGUUCGUGGACCAGGGAUACGUGGACGGAUGGGACGACCCCCGCUUCCCCACCGUCAGAGGCGUGCUGAGGAGAGGCAUGACCGUGGAGGGGCUGAAGCAGUUCAUAGCAGCUCAGGGAGGGUCCAGGUCCGUGGUCAACAUGGAGUGGGACAAGAUCUGGGCCUUCAACAAGAAGGUGGUGGACCCGGUGGCUCCCAGGUUCACAGCCCUGUCCAGCUCCUACGUGGUUCCGGUGUCCGUCCCCGAGGCGGUCGAGGAGAAGAAGGAAGUGGCCAAACACCCCAAGAACACUGAGGUGGGCCUGAAGGAGGUGUGGUACGGACCCAGAGUCCUGAUCGAGGGGGCCGACGCCGAGACCUUAGCAGAGGGAGAGGUGGUCACCUUCAUCAACUGGGGCAACCUCAUCAUCACCAGGAUCAACAGAGGUGCUGAUGGCAAGGUGGCGUCCAUGGAGGCUCGUCUGAACCUGGACAACGCGGACUACAAGAAGACGGCGAAGCUGACCUGGCUGGCGGACACCAGCAGCGCCCCCCUGCUGCCCGCCGUCUGCGUCCACUACCAGCCGCUCAUCUCCAAGGCCGUCAUCACCAAGGACGACGACUUCAAGGACUACAUCAACAAGAACAGCAAGCUGGAGGAGAAGAUGCUGGGCGACCCCUGUCUGAAGACCCUGAAGAAGGGAGACAUCAUCCAGCUGCAGAGGCGCGGCUUCUACAUCUGCGACCAGCCCUACGAGCCCAUCAGUCCCAACAGCUGUAAGGAGAGUCCGUGCGUCCUCUUCUACAUCCCCGACGGCCACACCAAGGAGAUGCCCACUGCAGGGUCCAAGGACAAGAGCAAGCAGUCGUCCAACAGCACGCCCGCCGCCCGGACGAAGGCCGCUCCUGUGGCUGCGGCUCCGGCCUCGGCCUCAGACCUCUUCUCCGGUGUCGUGGCUCAGGGUGAAGCCGUUCGCCAGCUGAAGGCAGCCAAGGCGCCGAAGGAGGAGGUGGACAAGGCGGUGCAGCAGCUGCUCUCUCUGAAGGCGCAGUUCAAGCAGCAGACUGGUGUGGACUACAAGCCCGGCAUGGCUCCUCCCACCUCUUCCGCGGCUCCGCCCUCCCCCUCAGAGUCCGCCUCGUGUCCGUACACCCGCGUGACCGAGCAGGGAGACCUGGUCCGGAGACUGAAAGCAGAGAAUGCCCCCAAGGAGCAGAUCGACUCUGCCGUGAAGCGCCUCCUCGCUCUGAAGGCAGAGUUUAAAAAGCAGACUGGUCAGGAUUACCAGCCAGGCAAGACCAGCCCCGCCUCCUCCUCCUCCACCCCCGCCGCCUCCUCCUCCACCCCCGCCUCCUCCUCCUCCACCCCCGCCGCCUCCUCCUCCAGCCCCGCCUCCUCCUCCUCCAGCCCCGCCUCCUCCUCCACCCCCGCCUCCUCCUCGGCCCUGUAUGAGCGUGUUGCUCAACAGGGGGAGGUUGUAAGGAAGCUGAAGUCGGACAAAGCGCCCAAGGAGCAGGUGGACGCCGCUGUCAAACAACUUCUCGCCCUGAAGGCCGAGUACAAGCAAGCCACGGGUCUGGACUACAAGCCUGGAACGGCCCCCCCUCAGAAAGAACCCCAGCCAGCCGUCGCUUCCACCGACCUCUACAACACGGUGGCUCAGCAGGGAGAGCUGGUCCGGAAGCUCAAAGUGGAGAAAGCUCCAAAAGAUCAGGUGGACGCUGCAGUGAAGCAGCUCCUCGCUCUGAAGGCACAGUACAAACAGCAGACUGGACAGGACUACAAACCAGGACAGCAGGCCCCCCCUCAGGCCCCGGCUUCCCCCGCCGCCCCCGCUCAGGCCCCGCGUGACUCCACCUCUGUUCAGCCUGCCCAGCUCUUCUCUCAGGUGGCGCAGCAGGGGGAGCUGGUGAGAAAGCUGAAGUCUGAAAAGGCCCCCAAGGAUCAGGUGGACCAAGCCGUGAAGACUUUACUCGACCUGAAGAGCAAAUACAAGACCCUCACCGGAGAGGACUACAAACCAGUGAGCGCUGCAGGAGCCACCGGAGGAGAGGACAAGACCCGCAAGGAGAGGGAGAACAAGUCCGAGAAACAGGGAGCGGCGGGAGGACCGGGAGGCAAGAAGGGCAAAGGAGACAAGGCCGGUCAGGGCAAGGACUCGUCCGGAGGGUCAGGAGACGGUCAGGGACCCAAGAAGCAGACACGGCUGGGUUUGGAAGCCAAGAAGGAGGAGAACCUGGCCGACUGGUACUCCCAGGUCAUCACUAAAGCGGAGAUGAUCGAGUACUACGACGUGAGCGGCUGCUACGUGCUGCGGCCCUGGGCCUUCUCCAUCUGGGAGGCCAUCAAGGACUUCUUCGACCGGGAGAUUAAGAAGCUGGGCGUGGAGAACUGCUACUUCCCCAUGUUUGUGUCUCAGGCCGCUCUGGAGAAGGAGAAGUCCCACAUUGCAGACUUUGCUCCUGAGGUCGCCUGGGUGACCCGGUCCGGGAAGACGGAGCUGGCAGAGCCCAUCGCCGUCCGGCCCACCAGUGAGACAGUCAUGUAUCCGGCCUACGCCAAGUGGGUGCAGUCCCACCGAGACCUUCCCAUCAAGCUCAACCAGUGGUGUAACGUGGUGAGGUGGGAGUUCAAACACCCGCAGCCCUUCCUGAGGACCCGGGAGUUCCUGUGGCAGGAGGGACACACGGCGUUCGCCACCAAGGAGGAGGCGGCCGAGGAGGUCCUGCAGAUCCUGGACCUGUACGCCCGCGUGUACGAGGAGCUGAUGGCCAUCCCCGUGGUGAAGGGCCGGAAGACGGAGAAGGAGAAGUUCGCCGGGGGCGACUACACCACCACGGUGGAGGCCUUCAUCUCCGCCAGCGGCAGGGCCAUCCAGGGCGCCACCUCCCACCACCUGGGCCAGAACUUCUCCAGGAUGUUCGAGAUCGUCUUCGAGGACCCGAAGAAGCCGGGGGAGAAGCAGCUGGCCUUCCAGAACUCCUGGGGCAUCACCACCCGGACCAUCGGGGUCCUCACCAUGGUCCACGGGGACAACAUGGGCCUGGUGCUGCCCCCGAGGGUGGCCUGCCUGCAGGUGGUGGUCAUCCCCUGUGGAAUCACCGCCUCGCUGCCGGAGCGCGACCGGGACGCCCUGCUGGCUCAGUGCAGCGCCUGCCUGCAGCGGCUGCUGGACGCCGGCAUCAGGGCCAAGUGCGACCUGCGAGACAACUACUCCCCCGGGUGGAAGUUCAACCACUGGGAGCUCAAGGGUGUUCCUAUCCGGGUGGAGGUGGGCCCUAAAGACAUGCAGCAGCGGCAGUGUGUGGCAGUGAGGAGAGACUCCGGGGAGAAGCUCACCAUCCCAGAGGCCGAGCUGGAGAAGAGGCUGUCGGCCAUGUUGGAGGACAUCCAGACCUCACUCUACAAGAAAGCAUCAGAUGACCUGAAGAGUCACAUGGUGGCUGUAGACACCAUGGAGCAGUUCCAGAGGGAGCUGGACCUGGGAAAGAUCGUCCAGAUCCCGUUCUGCGGGGGAAUCGAGUGUGAGGACUGGAUCAAGAAGACCACCGCCCGGGACCAGGACCUGGAGCCCGGAGCGCCCUCCAUGGGGGCGAAGAGCCUGUGCAUCCCCUUCUCCCCCCUGAAGAGCCUGCAGCCCGGCCAGAUGUGUGUGAGCGGGGAGGAGCCGGCUCAGUACUACACCCUGUUUGGACGCAGUUACUGAGGAGCUGCUGCUCCGCCUCUCCACACCAUGUGUUCCUCUCAUUUUCUAGCAGUUCUCUUUGUUGUGAGCGAGGUGAUAGAUGGUGGCGGGGAGUCUGCGCCCAGCAGCGUGUCUCAUACGGUGUGGAAAGCAUCCACUUUACUUAAUCCUCUUUUUUUAUAUUCAGGCCUGUUUGACGCUUCAGGCCCGUUGAAUUAGCGAAGUGAGCGCUGGAUUAGUGAGAAAGCCCUAAGCGCUAGUUCUUCUGGGAGAAUAAACUCAGGGAGACUUCCCCAUGGCGUGCCAGCUCCGGUCUUCACUUCCUGUUUCAAACCUGGAAUAAAGUCCUCUCUGAGCAAACCUGUGUCCCGG